AAGUUCCGACGAGCAACAGACGGUCGACAGCUUUGUAAAUAUAUAACAGCACAUCUUAGAUUUACGAGUCUUGACUUUUAUGUGUUGCUUAUAAUAUUUGCUACUGACUCAGUUAAGUAACGCUCUGACAUUACAUUUAAUGUAUGUUUAUUUUUUUUCUAUAAUAAUAAUAAAAAAAAGCUUUAAGCAGUAGUAGCCUUCAACCUCAAGUCUGUCAGAAACAGUUCCCGCAACAGCCAGACAUGGAGAAGACAUGAUGAGAGCCAGGUGCUUUUAUUUCUGAGCGCAUAAGGUUUAAUUAUCUCCUGUGUGUUGAUCUUUCAUCAUAUCGAGAUGAAUUUCCUGCGUAAUCGUCUCGUUAUGCUGGGCCUGAUGUUGUUGGCCACAUUGCUGCUGUACCUGCUGCUGCCAUCCAUUCGCCAGGACAACAUGGAGCCAUCCAACGAAGCUCGAACAAUCGGGCUGGUAGGAGUUGCUGGUCCUGCCGGACCACCGAUCCUCAAUGUAUCCAUUCGCACUGGACAGCUUCCCGGAGACCCCCCACUGUUUUUCCGAGAAGCUUUACCUGUGGAUCGGGAGGGGCAGCAGAUACUACCAAAGCUGCAGAUGGUCCUUCUGCACGGCCAGGCUUUUACGUCCAAAACCUGGGAAGAACUGGGAACCAUGGCUGUGCUAGCAGCUAAUGGAUAUCAGGCCUUAGCUAUGGACCUGCCAGGUUAUGGGAAAUCGCCAGACUCCGAGGCUCUAAAGACAGAGCAGAAUCGGGUAGACCUCAUCUCGCGGUUCAUGGAGUCACUGGGAGUCAGGGCGGCUGUCCUACUGAGUCCCUCCAUGAGUGGACAUUACUCCAUCCCUUUCUUCAUGAAGAACAGCGCUCAGCUGCGUGGCUACGUCCCCAUAGCACCAGUUGGUACCCGGAGUUACUCUGCUCAGCAUUACAAAAAAAUCCAGACUCCCACUCUAAUUGUUUUUGGCGCCUUGGACACAAAUCUGGGUGCCCAGUCUCACAAGAACCUCAUCCAGCUUCCCAAUCAUGAGGUGCUGAAAUUAGAAGGAGCUCGGCAUGCUUGUUACAUGGACAAACCCCACGAAUUUCAUCAAGGUUUGAUCAAAUUCCUUGACAAACUCAAGCAAGAUAUAUAGCAGAGGGAGGAGAAGGUGUUUAAAAAUGUGAACAAAAGAUGAGCAAGGAAAAGGAAAUCCGACGCUUUAGAGAUGACAAAAGGUUUUAAGAUCUUUCUUUUUCCUAUCAACCCUUAGAAAGAGAAAAGGGGCAUCACAGGGGAUUUGGGAGAUUAUAUCAGAUGUCAAUGUUAUGAAUGUAAUGGGUUGUAAGUUAAAUCGCCCUGGAAAUAUGAGACCAGCUUAGCACAGCUUGUCAGUUUACUCUUGAAAAUAAUAAAACUAGCAACGUACUUAGUUGGGUGUUUUACAUGUGUGUCUUGUCUCCGGUUGCUUUUAAAGACAUUUCACGUGUUUGCUUAUAUGUUACUAUGUUAGCAGUUGGAUUACUGUAUAUAUGUAAAUGCUGCUCUUGCCCGUAUUUAAAAGAUUUUGUUGUACUCUGACAUACAGUACGUCAGAAAUGAACACUACUCUCGACUAACUGAUAUAAUCAAAUCGGUUAAAGAAAGCCGAAAUGAUUGAAAUUAACAAAUUAAAAUAGUUUUAACAAAAAAAAACUGUCUACGGUAUUUAGAUAUUGCUGAUAAAAUUCGUAACAAAUGUGGACAAUCAAGCAAAACAAAUAAAUAUUUAAAAAAUAUAUAUUGAAGCUUCUUGAAAUAAAAAGUAACUGCAUUGUUGUUCUUUAUGCAAAAUGUUAAGAAACACUAAAGGUUUUUUGUAAGCCUUCCUGCUGUUUGUGUUUUAUAUGGUGUGAACUCAGCUGGAAGGGACAUAUUCUUUGGAUCGCUACACUCUUAGCACUGUUGUUGUUUACAUAAAAAAAAGAGAACUAAAUUAGAAUGUUUAUUUUUUGUUACUGCUAAUUUGUUAUUCCCAUUAAUAUGUGUAUUAAUAUGUGUACUUUAGCUCUGAUCUGUGAAAUCCACUCAGCAGCUUCAUAUUUUAUUGGUAAAGUAGGCGGGAUAUUUUCUAUUCAUUUUCAACAGUUUUGACCAGUAUGUUUAAUGCUGUGAACAAGUUUAAAUAAAUGUUAAAACAUUAAAAGAAUAAAUAAACUAUUGCAAUA
Molecule: messenger RNA, 2194 nt
Organism: Poecilia latipinna (sailfin molly)
Lineage: Eukaryota; Metazoa; Chordata; Actinopteri; Cyprinodontiformes; Poeciliidae
Gene: abhd14a
Product: abhydrolase domain containing 14A
Exons: 5
Coding region: 334-1143 (269 amino acids)
Cellular component (GO): cytoplasm
Source: RefSeq, a predicted model, not a curated record